Molecule: messenger RNA, 1140 nt
Organism: Ceraceosorus bombacis
Lineage: Eukaryota; Fungi; Basidiomycota; Exobasidiomycetes; Ceraceosorales; Ceraceosoraceae
Source: the annotation of a GenBank genome assembly
AGCCGAUCAGGUCUGCCAGCGCCGCAUGAUCGGACGGGCCUCUCUGGGACCAGAUCAUAGUUUGAAGAUGUCAUACCUGCUGGCGAGUAUGAGCUCGAAGGCGUAGGGAGGUCUCGCGAGCCGCUGCGCCGUAUGCACUUCCUACCCAAGAUAGGCUCGGUUCUCCCACCCAAGCCAUGCAGCAGUCGUCGGUCGCAUUGCCUUGGCUGCCGCCUCAACUCAAUGGUGAAUCGAGAAUUCGAAGGACGGACACGGACACGGGCCCGUUCGCCCCACCCCCGCCAUCAAAGCGCAAUCUCUGGUAUAUGGAACACAAGCGAAGCGACUCUCAUCAGAGUAAACAGCAGCAGAGCUCUGCUGCCUGUCCACGCGAGGUCCAGCGCAAUCCGCCGCUUGCUCUGCAAGGUGACACAGGAUCGCAACCAUGCACCUUCCUUUUAGCUCCCUAUUCACGAUUAUAUACAAGUCUCAGCCCCUAAAGUCUGAUCUUACGAGGAGUCAUCAACCCCUCCUACGACUUCCCAUCUUCGGGGGCGUCCUGCCAUUGACGACUAGUCUUCCUUACUUCACCGCAUGCAUGGCACAACGGUCGCCUCGCUUCUCGACCGGUACAGGCGCUCAAGCGUGGGUAAAGAAAUCACCUGAACACAGCCUUGGCCAGGCGCAGUGUAGCUCCACUCGAUCAAGCAGCGACGCUUUGACAUAGGACAAAACAGCUUUCUGGCUCGCACUCGGAUGGACUGAACCUCUCGGAAGCUUUUCUCACUCACUCGUGCUGGUAGAUACCAAACCCAGCUGCCCGCGUGAUCAGCUUUCGGAUAUUCCACGCAUUUUGGUGCUCUCACCUGAUAUCGCGAAUGAAAAGCGUCGACAAGGUACAAGAAGGGAGGUCUUCGAACUGAUCUCCUUCUCCCCCGCCAAUCGCACACGCAAGUUCUGUCGACACAAGGAGCCUUUUGACCACUCGACACGAUUGCCACUCUCAGCGCAUCAGACUCGGGGAUUCGCUCGCUGCUUUCUGUCCGGCUCAAUCGGGCUCCUUCGCAACUACUGCUUGACAACUUUCGGGCCUGAACUCGACGACGGCCACCAAGCUGAAUUGGCUAAUCCUCUUCGCCGAACUCUUGUCGCUCUAGUCAU